AUGUGUCGGCAUGGGUGACUGUACCGUCUGCCACCGUGUCACUGGUCUGUUUGCGCCAAUUGGAGUCCUGUGCGCGGAGGCGGCGCGGGAAGCGGAGAUGGAAGGUUUCAAAUUGUACCAAACCUUCGUUCAAAUCAUUGAUGGAAGCCGCCGCGGCCCCCGCACAAACAAACUUCUGGCGCAACGAGAAAACAUUCACCUCGCUGCUUCAGAUGCUUGCAGUUGAAGCCGACAGGGGCGACAAGGCAACCACAAUCGCGCGUAAGGGCUCUUGUAAACGUCGCGCUCAAGGUUAACCCUCACGAGAGAGAGGGAGAAUAUGGCACUUCAGACAUCCUCAUCUCACACUGCAUUACUUCUGCAACAAAUUUCUGACGUUAAACACCAACUUGACGAGAUCCACGGUGAAAUAGAAGCGGAAAUAACGAAGACCAGGCAAAUAGAACGAGACAUCAUCCGAGCUUCAGAGAAUGAACAGCGAGCGACGCAAGAAAGGGCGAAAUGGAAGAAAAUUCUUAUCCAGAAGGAAGUCCAACACAUGGAUCUUCAAGCCGUAGCCGAUGCAAGCAAAGAAAGCAUAGCAGAAGCCGAAGAAAAUCUCAGUCUGACGAGAAAGAGGAAAGAAGAGUUGUACCUCAAGAUACAGGAAGACAGGGAUUCAUUUAUCGAAACUUGCAAACUUUUCCAGCUUCAUCAACAGGCGGAAGCUGAAAUUGGAACUGGACUGAAGUUAGUUCAGCGCAAGAGCAAUCUUCUCGCCCAAGUAGCGGCGUUAACAAAAACGGAUGAGGCUGUCAAGGUUGAGGAUGAAGCCCGUUCUAGGUCCAAGGUUAACAAACUUCGAGACCUUCAGAAUGGCAAUGAAGGACUACAGUCCGAGGUUGAUGAAGAGAAUGUUCAUAACCAAAAGCUUUUGAAACGAAUCGAAGGUCUGGAGGAUGCUUUACGUCUAAGUCGAUCCAAUGAAGACAUUGUGAGGCUUCAGGCUGAACUUGAAAACCUCACGGAAGAGAAAGGAGUUUUGGAGGAUGGGAUUGUUACUCUUCAGAAGCAGAUUCCGUUACUUCUGAAUCAUGAAGAGAAACUCGGUGGGCUCCUCAAGGAACAGCAACGGGUCUUGCAGAGCUUCGAAACAAAGAUACAUGAGGUUAGAAUUUUACGAGAGGCAUUCGAAGAUGACACCAGAAGGCAUGGGGAAUUGCCGCAACUGCCACUUCAUGACGAGUCACUUGAGAUCUAUUCGCAGAUUGAACAACGCAUUGCCCCUUCUCACAUCCUACUUGGGACGUGGGAACGGUCCAAAAGACAGGGAGGAAAGAGGAGCAGAAAACGAUAAUACAGGAACUAUAUGUUCCAACUGAUGCUCUGGAAAUUCGACACCCUCCACGAAGCACUGCAUGAGUAAUAUCGACUGAUCCAUCGAACAGCACAAUAUGAACGUCCCGAAUGGAGACUGAUCUCACUCUUCGCAGUAAUAUACAGACUGAAGUAAGCGACAGAGAAACCCGAGAUUCAACGUGACAAACGCUACUAGUGCUAUGUAAUGUUGAGCAUCUUGCGGCAUUGGCCCACACUCAUGUCGAGCGGCCGCUCAAGAAUUGAGUCCCACAAAAUUUCAUUUGAAAGACUUGUUGGAGACCUGGUUUAAUAAGUACACCCUGAUUGUAGACUGUGUUUUCCACCCAUGUUACGACUUCCUGUAAUUUCACUGGCUUUUAAACCUCUAUUCACAAAGAAAUAUACAAGAGUAACAUUCUGUAGAAGCAUAAAAACAUCCUUUGUUCUUCAAGAUUACCAAUUAUGCUAGUUUCUCAUAUUAGAUAAGUGAGAACAUGAAAACAUCAAAAAUUAAGUCUAGUAGAAUAUGCACUUUGUUUUGGUUGGAAUUAAUUUUAAAAAAACUUUUUAACACUAUCGUUAAAG
Marchantia polymorpha subsp. ruderalis is the source of this 1923-nucleotide messenger RNA. NCBI's taxonomy places the organism in Eukaryota, Viridiplantae, Streptophyta, Marchantiopsida, Marchantiales, Marchantiaceae. The record is from the annotation of a GenBank genome assembly.